Molecule: messenger RNA, 2853 nt
Organism: Malaya genurostris
Lineage: Eukaryota; Metazoa; Arthropoda; Insecta; Diptera; Culicidae
Exons: 1
Coding region: 1-2853 (950 amino acids)
Molecular function (GO): zinc ion binding; nucleic acid binding
Source: RefSeq, a predicted model, not a curated record
AUGUCCGUCGCCGCCGGUACUUCGAAGAUGUCCAAGCUUCGAUCGAAACAAACACGUCUUCGCAAUCUGAUGACUUCAUUCAACGUAAUCUAUUCGUUCAUGGAGGAAUAUGAAGAUACCCGGCAUUCUAGUGAGUUGGCUUCGCGGUUGGAGAAAUUGGAGCCACUGUGGGAGAAGAUAGAUGAAGCAAUGACGGAAACGGAAUUGGCUGAUAGUGAAGAGGGGGCGGCUGGGGAGAGGUAUGUGAAGGAUAGAGUUGAGUUCCAGAAUAAAUUCUUUACCUUGAAGGGAUUCUUAGUCUCGAAACUUCGGGACAAUCCCGAGCAUAACGGAGCCUUUCCAGCGUCUCAGCUUUUAGAAUCCACCAUAACUCCAACACACCCCCACGUUAAGUUACCUUUGAUAAGUCUUCCAAAAUUUUCUGGGAAUGUGGAGGAGUGGCUAGCUUUUCGAGACCUAUUUGUUUCACUAAUACAUUUUUCGUCGGAUUUGCCUGACAUCGAAAAGUUCCAUUAUCUUAGGAGUCAAUUAGAAGGAGAAGCUUUGGCAGUGAUAUCAUCAUUACCACUCACUCAAGCGAAUUAUAAUGUUGCUUGGGAGUUGCUGGUCAAACGGUACGCGAACAGUAAAUGUCUCAAAAAGAAGCAGAUUCAAAAUCUCUUUGAAUGUUCGGCCAUUCGUAAGGAGUCAGCGGCUGAAUUACAAAAAUUAGUUGAAGCUUUCGAGAAGUCUACCAAGGUACUGGAUCAGGUGGUACAACCAGGUGAUUACAAGGACUUAUUGCUGAUUCAUCUAAUGUGCUCAAGAUUAGAUGAUAAAACACGUCGAAGUUGGGAAGAACAUUCGUCGGUGUUGGAGGAAGAAGGUAUAAAGGAUUUGAUGGAGUUUUUGCUUCGCCGCAUACGAGUACUAGAGUCUCUGCCAAAUAGACAACCAGAUACUCAAAACCCAACAAUUAAAAGGGUUCAUCCCAACAAGAUUGCCAGUCAUGGAGUAUUUCAAUCAAUCCAAUCCAAAUGUCUCUCUUGUGCAGAUACACAUCCACUUUUUACAUGUCCAGUAUUUGGUAGAUUACCGGUAAUGGAAAGAGAAAAAUUGUUACGCCAAAAUUCGCUGUGCAGAAACUGUUUUCGUAGAGGGCACCAAGCAAAGGAGUGCACAUCACGGUUUUCGUGUCGACGGUGCAAGGAAAGACAUCACACCUUGGUCUGCUAUAAGGAGGAGAAACAGAAGGUUCUGCAUGGAGCAGAAAAACAAGUCAAGGGAGCAGUAGAUCAAUUGCAAGUUGAUAAAGCAUCUACGUCUAAAGUUUCAGAAGGUUCGUCGGUCAGCAGCAACAUAGCGCGGUAUGGUUCGAAGGUGCUUCUGGCUACCGCGGUAGUCCGAGCAGUCGACGAUUAUGGACAUGAAUUUCUCGCUAGAGCGCUUCUGGAUUCCGGAUCGGAGUGUAAUAUUAUCUCUACCCAUUUGGCGCAGAAAUUACAUGUGAAACGGUACAAGACAGAUAUUGAAAUAUCAGGUAUCGGGCAAGCUCCAGUAAAAACUACGGAGAAGGUUCGAGUUACAAUUACGUCGCGAUUAUCAUCUUACUCACAGAACAUGGAAUUAUAUGUUUUGAAUAAGGUUACCGAAGAUUUACCAACAUCAGCUAUUAGUGUUAGUAAUUGGAAAUCACCUGUAGGGGUUCAGUUGGCCGAUCCCGAAUUUUUCAGAACUCAUCCAAUCGAUCUACUAUUAGGAGGGGAGUUCUUUUUCGAUUUCUUCCCCAAGAAACAACAAGUUUCGUUGGGACUUAACAUGCCUACACUCGUGGAUUCUGUUUUCGGGUGGAUGAUUACAGGACGGUGUGCAGAGAACCUAGGAAAAAGGAUAUCAGUUUGUCAUGUUUCAGUUUUAGACUCGAUCGAACAACUCAUGAACAAAUUUUGGGAAUGCGAAGAAGGACACUCACUCUCAGCCUACUCGAUGGAGGAAACGCGGUGCGAGAAAUACUUCGUUCAGACUGCUACGCGAAGAGAUGAUGGUCAUUAUUCAGUUGGCUUACCGAAAUCUCCGGAUGGGCUGGCUCAAUUGGGCGAAUCGAAAUCCACUGCUUUAAGACGUCUAAUGCUGCUGGAACGGCGACUAGCGCGAGAUGAAACAUUAAAGCAGGAGUAUCAUGCAUUCAUGACUGAUUACUUGAGUCGAGGUCACAUGCGAAGGAUUAUUGAGAAUCCUGCAGAUACUAAGGUUAGUUAUUACCUCCCACAUCACCCGGUAGUAAAAGAUUCCAGUACCACUACUCGCGUAAGAGUAGUUUUUGACGCAUCAAGUAAGACUUCCACGGGAGUAACACUGAAUGACAUUCUCCUAAACGGACCAGUUAUUCAGGACGAUUUACGGAGGAUUAUAAUGCGUAGUCGGCUCUAUCCCAUCGUGCUCAUUGCUGAUGUUGAGAAGAUGUUUCGACAGGUUUGGAUGAACUCGGAAGACUUAUCGCUGCAAAGGAUCCUUUGGCGAUUCUCUCCAGAUGAACCGGUAGAAACGUACGAAUUAUUAACCGUAACGUACGGUACUAAACCUGCUCCAUUUCUGGCCACUAGGACUCUAAAGCAGCUGUCCAUCGACGAAGUAUAUAGUUUUCCGCUAGCAGCAAAACGAAUUUGUAAGGACGUUUACAUGGAUGACGUUAUUACGGGAGCAAAUAACAUCGCAGAAGCAAGGAUAAUCCGGUGUCAAUUAGAUGGAUUGUUACAAAAAGGAGGAUUCCGGUUACGUAAGUGGGUCUCGAACAAUGAAGAUUUACUAACUGGAGUUGAAGAAGAUAAUUUGGCUCUUCCACGAGACAAAACGGUUGAUUUUGAUGCGGAAUGA